Vanrija pseudolonga is the source of this 806-nucleotide messenger RNA. RefSeq names its product C-8 sterol isomerase (gene ERG2). The record is from RefSeq and is a predicted model, not a curated record. Gene Ontology annotation, cellular component: endoplasmic reticulum. The coding region runs from base 38 to 745 and encodes 235 amino acids. NCBI's taxonomy places the organism in Eukaryota, Fungi, Basidiomycota, Tremellomycetes, Trichosporonales, Trichosporonaceae. The transcript is spliced from 3 exons. Gene Ontology annotation, biological process: ergosterol biosynthetic process.
UGCCCCGUCUACCCGCCAGCAAGAGCAAAGCAGCAACAUGUCGCAAAAGGGCUCCUGCACCACGUCGUGCGCGUCCAAGUGGGCGCUGUACGCGGCGAUCCUGGCCGUGCUGUACGGUAUCGGCUCGUACCUGCAGUCGAUCAACUCGUCGUUCUACCGCAUGGACCCGGCAGGCCUGAACGACGUGUUCCAGGCCACGCUGGCGACUGCGCGCGCCGCGGGCCAGGACCAGAACGCGACGUUCCUCGUCGAGACGGUCAUUGGCGGCAUUGAGAAGCAGUACCCCGCCGUCCGGUUCCGCAACGACUUUACCGACAAGUCGCAGUGGAUGUUUAACAAUGCCGGCGGUGCCAUGGGCUCGAUGUUUAUCAUCCACGCGAGCAUUACCGAAUACCUCAUCAUCUUCGGCACGGCGACGGGCACCGAGGGCCACACGGGCGUGCACACUGCCGACGACUACUUCCACAUCCUGAAGGGGCAGCAGCUGGCAUACUCGCCGGGAGCGCUCGUGGCAGAGGAGUACAACCAGGGCGACGUGCACUGGCUCCCCCGGGGCGAGGUGCAGCAGUACAGCAUGCCCCGCGAGUCGUGGGCGCUCGAGUAUGCGCAGGGCUGGAUCCCGCUCAUGCUGCCGUUCGGGUUCGCCGACGGCAUCCUCUCGACGCUCGACGUGUGGACGCUGUACAAGACGGCGGUUAUCACCGGCCGCCACAUGAUUGGUAACCUGCUCGCGGGCAAGAUCUAGGGCGUGGCGUAGAGUAGAGCGCACAGCGCACGUAGAUUGCAUGAAGGACGCAUGAGCAUGG